AGUCUGUGGUUAAGAGCCUGUUUGACCACAUCUGCUGCGAAGGAGAUGAGAUUCUUUGCAGUGUAGAGAAAUCACAUUUUUCUUUUUACUUUUUGGGACCAGCUGACACGUUUCUUAAAUGGCUGAGGAGGUUUUAAUUCCACCGUCGGGGAAAAUCACUUCGCACCUCACUGCCUCUUUGCUGGCAGUGGCAUUCCUUACCUCCUUUGGGAGCUCUAUGCUUUAUGGGUACAAUCUGGCUGUGGUAAACUCCCCUGCUGUGUACAUCAAGGACUUCUACAACAAGACAGUGGUGCGACGCAAUGGAACAGGACUCAGUGAGGAGACCCUGACCCUCAUGUACUCUCUGACUGUGUCUGUUUUUGCGGUUGGAGGUCUGCUGGGCUCACUCAUUGUGGGGAUGCUGGUCACACGCUAUGGCAGGAAGGGGACAGUGGUAAACACAACAGUGUUGGUGUUUAUUGCUGCUUUACUCAUGGGCUUUAGCAGGAUAUGUGGGUCACCUGAGAUGAUCAUCAUUGGCCGUUUCAUCACAGGAAUCCACUCAGGCAUCUCUCUAAGUGUGGUACCAAUGUACUUGGGUGAGAUAGCACCAAAGAACUUGAGAGGUUUCCUUGGCCUUGUGCCGAGCAUCUUCAUUGGAACUGGAGUUUUUGUUGCCCAAAUCCUCGGUCUACACGAGCUUCUAGGAAAGGAGGAGCACUGGCCCCUCUUUCUUUCAGUGAUUGCUGUGCCCACUUUCAUCCAGCUGAUGUUGUUGCCAUGGUUCCCAGAGAGUCCUAGGUACCUGCUGAUUGAGAAGCACAACAUCCACGCUACCAUCAGAGCUCUGAAGUGGUACAGAGCUAAAUGUAACAUCCAGGCUGAGAUUGAAGAGAUGCAGGAGGAGCAGCGCUCCCUGUUCUCAGUGGAAACACUGUCAGUAUGGAAACUGAUGCUGGAUGACACGGUCCGAUGGCAGGUGCUGAGUGUGGUGGUCAUCAACAUUGGCAUGCAGCUGUCUGGCAUCGACGCUAUAUGGUUCUACACCAACAGCAUCUUUGAAAAUGCUGGAAUUCCAGCUCCAGAGAUCCAGUAUACCACAGCAGGAACAGGAAUUAUAGAGAUCAUUGCUGGACUCAUUGGGUGUUUUACUAUAGAGAAGCUGGGCCGCAGGCCUCUCAUGAUUGGGGGUUUUGCUAUGAUGGGUAUCUGCAGUACUGGGAUAACACUGGCCCUCAUUUUACAGGCUCAUUUGUCAUUCAUGCGCUACAUCAGUGUCUGCUGUGUGGUGGGCAUUAUUGCUGGCUUCUGUAUUGGCCCAGCUGGAGUGCCGUUUCUGGUCACGGCAGAGUUGUUUAAACAAUCUCACCGACCUGCAGCCUACAUCAUAGGAGGCUCACUCAACUGGUUGUCCAACUUCACUGUGGGAUUCGUCUUCCCAUUCUUACAGAUGUCAGCCGGAGCUUACUGUUAUUUAGUGUUUGCCACCAUUUGUGCAUCUGUUGCCGUCUAUGUCUACAUUGUGAUCCCAGAGACCAAAAACAAGACCUUCAUGGAAAUCAGCCAGAUGUUCUCGAAGAAAGAAGCAGUCUUAGAGACCCAGAGUCUGAUCCAUGUUGACCAGCUAAAGCUGCGGAAGCUGAAUGGCUACGGUGGUCUAGAACAUGCUUCGGUGGAGUUUGACAGCUCUUUGUCUGUACCUUAACUCAGACUUCACAGCCAAUUCAUUCCUUUGGUAUGUACAUUGUAACAAAACAACACCUCACCUGUACCCAGUGUGCUAUAGCUGAGUGAAGUUAUUCUGUCAACUGAAUAUUUAUAUCCAAGAUUUGUAAGAAAAUUUACUUCAUGGGUGCUAAUUCAAAAGUAUUACUCUGGGAGCAUGGUGACAUCACAGGACUAUACAUAUAGUGAAACAGCCAGACAGGUUGGAAACAAUCAACCUGUAUGGUACGCAGACUUAAGACAAAUGUCAUUACAUUUGAAAAACCCAUUUCCUCUUUGGCCUGCUGUAAUGGACCAGAUCUGCCUAUGGAACGGACUGUAACUCCCAACAACCCUAGUUUGAUAAUUGGGUAAGAAAAUAGACGAGAGUGUUAUACAGAGUUUCAAUGGUUGUUCUACACUAAAAUACUAGUUUCAGUUUCCCUGAGGUACAUUAGGUAAGUGCCCUUGUUCUAUCUCGACCCAGCAAAUAAAUAUGUUUUUAUGUCAGUCAUGAUUUCAACCUUGAUUAUCUUGGUGAGUACGGUGCUAUGAAAAAUGUUAGCAGUGAUGUGCACAACUGCAAGAAAUUGUAACCACAACUGUACUUAAAAAAAUAAUAACCGUUUUAAUUAUGUUGUCUGUGGAAGGGAAAGUAUAUUCAUGAAAAACUAAAAUACAAAUGACCUCUGGGGUCAUGGAAAAACAGGUCAUUUUCAAAUAAAGCCCAGCUAGUAAUUCUUCUGAAAGGUAAACUUCAUUUCUCUCCUCACUGUAACCAGUCAUUUUGGGUUCUACACUUAACCAAAAUACAAGUGAAAAAAUAAUUGUCCCAGAAGGAGCUCAGACACCAGCUGUUUGUCCCUUUUGUGUGUCAUUUUACAUUUUUUGGGUUUAAGCAGCUGAUGGUUGUUUAGGUUGUUAGUUUCUUACAACUGACAAGUUCAUAUUCUGUUUAGUCAGCAUUAGCAUGUGGAAUGGGAAGCAAUUAAUUAGAUAAGAUCUUUGUUGGGACAAAGAAAACAUGAGAGGAUGAGAUUGACCCAGCUUUAUGGAAAUAAUAAAUAUUAAACAAAUUGUUAUUUCUUUGAUCAUGAAAAACCUCAGAUGCUGUGGAUACUGUUACUGCUACUGCACUUUUAUGUAUAUUUUAAAAGAUGCUUACUGCAGACAGUUUGGGUGGUAAAUUCUGUAAAUUGGCUUUUUAGCCAGCAUGAGUGAAAUGAAAUCGGACAUGCACAGAAUAAACUGUCUUCCUUUCAGUAGGAAACAAGAGCUUGUAGACACAACAGCCUGUAAGAAACGGGUUGUGCACAGUACCACACACAGUACAUGACAGAAAUACAUCUUUUUUUAAUCUUUUGUAGUCAGUAAGUCACAAUCUAAGAAAUCCAAAUAACAAACUGCAUGUUGUUAAAUGUCACCAUUUGUUCCAUAUGUAUAUUACCUGAUGAUAAACAUGAUAUUUUCUCAAGUUGGUCCUGAUAUUUUAGACUGUGUCAUUACGCUGUGCUGGUUGAAUUGUUUUGCAAAGUCUGCUAAAAUAUAAUUUAUACAGAAAGUGAAACAGUUUAAAUACAUGAAAAUGUGUACAUAAGUCUAAAAGUUGUGAAUUGUCAAAAGAUAACUACAUAAAUGAAG
Molecule: messenger RNA, 3327 nt
Organism: Maylandia zebra (zebra mbuna)
Lineage: Eukaryota; Metazoa; Chordata; Actinopteri; Cichliformes; Cichlidae
Gene: slc2a15a
Product: solute carrier family 2 member 15a
Biological process (GO): dehydroascorbic acid transport
Cellular component (GO): plasma membrane
Molecular function (GO): D-glucose transmembrane transporter activity
Source: RefSeq, a predicted model, not a curated record